AAACCGACGUUCUGAAGCAAACAACGGAGGAACGUCAAAAGUCUAUAGAAACAGACUACAAUGAAUCUUGUAAAGUUGUAGCCCGUGUCAUUCAGUGUGAUUAUUGUCGAGAAGGAAAAGAACCCAAAGAGAUUUCAAGCCACGUUCAUGACGGCAGACUUGUUGAGCUGCGAAGGGAGUACAUUUCUCAUCUAAAGACGUGUCUAAGUGUCACAAAUCCAAUUAGUGACGGUGGAUUUGGAAAAGUAUUUAUAUCACAUUCUGAAGUUCCCGAAUUUAAGCAGCUAGUAGUUCUUAAGGAGAUUGAUGUUGGAAAUCCGGAUAAAAACAAGGCCCAACUUCUCGGAUCUGUUAUGAGCGAGAAGCUCGCCUCACGUCUCAUGCACUUCGCCAUUGUACCACUCUUGGCAUAUCAUGACGACCAUGAGAAUGGGAAAUUUUAUUUUAUUUCACCGUACUUUCACAACGGUGACUUGUACGAGGCAAUUAAGAAGGACAGAAAUGCUGAGGACAGAAUGAUUCGAAUGGACAUGAAUACCAGGUUGAGAGUGAUGUAUCAGGUCGCGUCCGCUAUCAACUAUAUGCACACUGGGAAUUCCUUCAGGGGCACUAUUCUACACAUGGAUAUCAAAUCCAAAAACAUUGUUCUGGACUCACAACUGAACGCAAGGCUGAUAGAUUUCGGACUUUCCCGAGAGUUGAAGGAAGGAGCCUGUUCAGAAACCAUGACAACGGUUUAUGGCACAAAAGGCUAUUUUCCAACUGUACAACACAAAACACUGACUCAACAACACGACUGCCACAACUUCGGUAUCGUUAUGCGAGAAUUAUUAACUGGCUACAACGCUCUAGAACCCGAUACGCAUAAAAAUGAAAUGCGCAAAUGGCAGAACUUGUAUGUUACAAGAAAAAAACAGCAAAAUAUCUGGACAGACAAUGAAGUUACCGAAAAAGUAGUCAACAUUUCUUACGAAUGCAUUACCAGUAUUGACUCGAAAGAUGCAAAAUAUACAGGAGAUACAAGUUUUACAUCAAAAGACUUGUAUUCGAAGCUAGAGAUGUUGAUGAGGACACCGAAUGAUGUAUCAAAGUGGAUCAGCGUGGAAAAUAACCGAUGUGAUAUAUGUCUUUUGAAUGAAUCCGUCCCAGAUGUGCACACUGAUAUCAACAAAGAAAGAGACGGCUGCCCACACCAUAUUAAGACGUGCUGUGCUUGUAUGCGAAACAGCUACAUCAAUCCAGUCAAAUGUUACGAUUGUGGAAAUGACGUCAAGUCCAUAAUAGGUCACGGAUGGGGUGCUAUAUUGAUUGCUGGACAUAAAAAGAACGGUCAGGAAAUGUUCGACUUAGACAUUAAACUGUUCGGAGAUGCUAUUACAAAUUUAGCCCUUCCAGCCAUGUGUAUAAGCCCUGAUAACAUAGAAAUUAUUGAUUCAAAUAAAGGAACGCCGAAAGAAUCGUCAGCCAAGAUUGAUACAGCUUUUGACCGGCUGGACUCGAAAGAUAUACACACUUUGGUAUUUCUUUACUCGGGACAUAAUCAUGAUGCUAAAGGGUUUUGGUUGGGUGAACACCUAGGUAAAAAGAAAUUCUACAGUAUGAACAGGAUAAAUUACAACAUUAAAAAAAUGGCAAACAUAAAACAAGUUAUCGCAUUUCUCGAUUGUUGCAAAUCAAAACCGAUUGAAGUUCGACCUGAAACGAGUCGGAUACAGUUCAGUGCCUCAGGACAGAAGGAGAAUGCAACAUGCGUACCGAAUGAAGUCAGUUUCUUUACCAAAUACUUGCACCAAGCUUUCACAAUGAAGGCAUCUGGUGGCGAAUGUAGUUUGCACAAGAGUCAUUGCACAAUGAAAGGUGACUUCAUCACACUUGGAUCUCUCUUUGACUACUUAAAGGAACACAGAGAAGGUCUUAUUCAAAUGAUUCCGCGUAUGCAUUCGGAAAAUGCGAAUUGGAGGAGCAUCUACUUGGCAUAUAACUUCGCAUUUAAAGUGGAAAUUUCUAUCAAUGUCAUCGUUCCAAAUUUCGAAAAAAUAAUAAAUGUGACACCAGCGGCCUUGACCGACAUUCAAACUCUUAAAUCAGAGAUUCUGUUUCCGCAUUUUGUUGCUCUUCUUGGUGAGAAUUGUGGAAGUCAGGCAACUGCAAAGGAAUUUAAACUUGCAAAGUUGGCAAACGCUUUAGCAAUCGAGGUUGAUUUGGCCUCAAGACACGUCGAAGAGAUAGGCACCAUUGAAAAGCUGAUGCUGGCAUGGAAUUCAAAACGGAUGAUAAGAUGUAAACUUAGAAAGUGCGAGCGAAUUGAUAAAGGCAAGCCUGUCGUUCUUUUGCAAAAUCAAGGUCAACAUGUCGCUAAAAUGGUGUCUGAAAUCUCGAACGGAAAGACGAUAUUUGAUCUAAGAGAAUUGGAUCACAUGAUAAAAUCUUUGGAAAAUCUGUCAAAAUCAAUGGGCGACUUGUCAGAAGCUCUGAUUGACUUUAUAAUUGACGUCCAGGCAAUUAAAGAUAUAACACGGAGCAAGGAUUUAACGCAAAGAGUUGAAAUGGAAUUCAUAAACCUUUUUGACGACGAAUCCGUUACAUUGGUGUAUUUGGAACCAAAAGAAAUUGAAGAUUUGGAUGAAAACUGA
Messenger RNA from Dreissena polymorpha, 2633 nucleotides. RefSeq lists its product as uncharacterized. Bases 354 to 2633 code for a protein of 759 amino acids. Lineage: Eukaryota; Metazoa; Mollusca; Bivalvia; Myida; Dreissenidae. Gene Ontology annotation, biological process: protein phosphorylation. Gene Ontology annotation, molecular function: ATP binding; protein kinase activity. The record is from RefSeq and is a predicted model, not a curated record. The transcript has 15 exons. Gene Ontology annotation, cellular component: plasma membrane.